This is a messenger RNA of Bradysia coprophila, 586 nucleotides long. It is a transcript of the gene Trs33, whose product is annotated as trafficking protein particle complex subunit Trs33. Gene Ontology annotation, cellular component: cis-Golgi network; trans-Golgi network; TRAPP complex. The record is from RefSeq and is a predicted model, not a curated record. NCBI's taxonomy places the organism in Eukaryota, Metazoa, Arthropoda, Insecta, Diptera, Sciaridae. Gene Ontology annotation, biological process: endoplasmic reticulum to Golgi vesicle-mediated transport; regulation of GTPase activity.
UGUUUACGAACAGAGCUGUCAAUAUUUUAUUUUGGUGGUGCUAGUCUGUGUAAUGUUGGACGAAGCGAUUGGAAAAGAAUUGUAAGAUUAAAUAGCAGAUAUUAUGUUGGUGGAGACGGUUUUCGAAUUGUUACAUUCAGAAUUGGUGGCAUACACCACAGAGAACAAGGAAAAUGACUUGUCCACACUCGAAUAUUUGGGCUAUUCAACUGGUUAUCGUCUGAUAGAAAGAUUGACCCGCGAAUAUCCCCGCUUCAAAGACGAACUGGACACGAUGAAAUUCAUUUGUACGGAUUUUUGGACAUCCAUUUACAAGAAGCAAAUCGACAAUCUUCGUACGAAUCAUCAGGGCAUUUAUGUGCUUCAGGACAAUUCAUUUCGAUUUCUCAACAAUUUGUCGAACGGAUCACAAUAUUUGGAAUAUGCACCCAAGUUUGUCGCAUUCACGUGCGGUCUGGUGAGAGGCAGUCUGGCCAAUUUAGGAAUAAACAGUACGGUCACAGCAGAGGUACAUUCCAUGCCAACAUGUAAAUUUCAUAUACAAGUCAAUCGAACAUAAAGUCGAGAUUUUUGGGAAACAGAAAAA